AUGGUUAAAGAUAUUGGUCCCAUCGCAAAUCCAAAUGAGUAUGAAACAAUCCACCAGUUCAGGGCAAUAGAUAUAGACGGAAACGAAGUGUCUCUCAAAGAGUAUUCGGGAUACGUCUGCGUGGUCCUCAACACCGCCUCCAACAACCAACAAAUCAAAGACUACAUCAAGAGCUUCAACGUCACCUAUGACAUAUUCGCAAAAGUCAAGGUGAGCUGCUGUGGCCAACACCCUCUCUUCUCCUUUCUGGGUAGACACCUGGGCAACUGCAAGUGGAACUUCACCAAGUACCUAGUGGACAAGAAGGGUGUGCCCCGCAUGAGGUUCGGACUGAGCAACCCACCGGUGGAUAUGGUGAAGGACAUCGAGAGGAUGAUGAGCGAGAGAGAAUAA
This is a messenger RNA of Symsagittifera roscoffensis, 393 nucleotides long. Its product is annotated as phospholipid hydroperoxide glutathione peroxidase GPX4-like. Gene Ontology annotation, molecular function: glutathione peroxidase activity. The record is from RefSeq and is a predicted model, not a curated record. Bases 1 to 393 code for a protein of 130 amino acids. The transcript has 2 exons. Gene Ontology annotation, biological process: response to oxidative stress. Lineage: Eukaryota; Metazoa; Xenacoelomorpha; Acoela; Convolutidae.